AUGGACACUGGCCAACGCGUCUUUGAUUUGGGUGAAAUUACGAGUUGGACAUCGUAAGGGCUUGUCGGGUUCUCUCAAUUUUAAUUUUAUAAAAAAAUCAAAAUUUGAGACUUUUCAAAUUAUUCCGCAACGGUAAUAAUCCCUUCAAAACAAUGCGUUUUCUCAAAAUGUAAGAUUCAUUUUUUGGCUAAUGUUUUCAGAAUGUCAUCUAAAGUUUUCUGAGACUUUGAGACUUCAAAUUUUCAUCGUUCCCAAUUUUUAUCAAAUUUCCCUCAGUUUUCCCCUAUAAAAUCCACAAAUAUUAUCCUUCGCUCGUCAAAAAAACGCCCUCAAUAAACAGGACUUUGUUUAUGACGUUAUAUGCGGGUCGUUUCAUAUGGCAAAAAUAUCCUGUUCAGAUUUCCAAAAUAAAAUUUUCUUUUUUUCCGCUUCAACAGGCGCCUUUUCUCCCCGUUUUUUCUUACUAACCCGCACAACAUCGCCUCAAAAACCACCAGCUCCACAAACAGCUACAUCAUGGAGGAGGCAGGGGAGAGGGGGAUUUUUGUGUCGCCGCUUUCCAUCGGCUAAUAUGGUCAUUUCUUUUUCGUCUUGCGUUUUUUCGGAAGCUUUUGACCCAACCUUUCGGCGAAACAAAAACUAGUGCCAAAGUGUGAUUAAGCAGUGCGUGGGGGCUCUGAGAUUAAAAACCGCUUAAAAAAGGGCCAAGUCAGUCCUUUCACUGAAUACAUAAAAGCUAUUUUUUAUAUUGGAGGUCAACUUUUGACCCUUGUAAAAAAUUUUCAAGACUAAAAUCUUGACUUUAUCCAGAGAAAUUCUUUUGUAAUCAUAUUUUUUCGACCAUUGUCUGUUCUUUAGAAAAAUAACAGAAUGUCAAAGCAUCCUGCAUAUCGAAUCUAUUUCAUAGCCGUUCAGCCUUGUUUUACACAAUUAACAAUCGAAUUUUCUAACCUUUUGUUUACCAUUUUGCUUCUCGUACUUCCUUUGAAAAGGCCGCUGACAAUGUGAUGUUCAGCGGAAAUGAAUCACCCUUUAGUUUUUGUCCUCUCACCCGAAAAAUCACCCUGUACUUGGGAAUUAGACUUCAGGAUCUGGAAGUUUUUUGAUGAUUUUAUGAAAUUUUAUGUAAAUAAAUAUUGGGGAGGUUUUUUAUUAGGUUUUUGGUGGCUCUUAUCACUGCGGAAUGCUUGAUAAGGGCUUACGUUCUCUUUUUGAAUGCACGGAGACAUCGAAAUUGAGGAAAUUUCGUCUCGUCCCACAUGAAAAGCGAUACUUGAAGGGAGUCAUUCGUAUUUUUAGUUCAUUUUCACUACGCAGAACGUCAUGUAAAAGACUGCUUUCUCAAAGCGCGAUUUUUGGUCGCUCCAAGUUUUCGUUGCGGGACCAAGUUAUCUUAUUCAUGCCAGCCCAAACCCAUUAUUUUCCCAAAUUUCCAGAGGAAACAAAUUGAUCUCUCUUCUCUGCGCAACUCCUUACCUCAAGUCACACAUUCUCCGCCACUUGUCACGUCCCCUCAUGUGAUUUCCCUCCACCUUACUUUAGGUGGAAAUUACAUCAGGAACUUGUUUUUUUCUUGAUAAGAAUAGCCCAAUUGAUUGAUCCGGACAGAACGCAUGGGCCUGAUGUCAGUGGGUUUAUUUUUCGUUUCGGAACGUUCGAGUCCAGGAAAAAAGACGGGGAUCACGUCAAUCGGCUCUUUUCUUGAGAGCACAUGACUUCUGGGCCCGCUUUUCCCCUUUGAUUCGACGGGUUUAGACGGAUUAUCGAGUGGGUUUAGGCGUGGCGUUAACUUUUAUCUCAUACUCAUUACGUUUUUUUAAUAACGGUCCCAUUUUUUUCCGAUUUUCGGGCAUUGUAUAUUUUUUUAGGUACCAAUUUUUAAGAUAAUAGGUAUUACUCUUUAUUUUCUCGAAAUUUCCUAAAUGAUAAGCAUUAAAAAUAACCGCAAUGCCAUCUAAAAUCUUUAUUUAUGCAUAAGCCAUCUUAUUUUGCCAUGAAAUCAAGUGAAAAUCAAGUUUUACCAACGACUUACCUACUACAAUAUAAAAGUUCAUUCGAUUUUCAUGGAAAACAGUUCCUUUUAGGCUUGAAUCACGUUACUUUCCAGGUUAGCUAAUUUAAACGUGAAUUUACAACGACUUUCGCUUACUUUCGCAAUUUCUUCCGUUUUUUUAAACUCCCGACUUUCCCGUUGAUGUUUGGAUUUAUUAUCCCGAGUUGAGAAAUUACUCCCUAUGUUUACAUUGUCAAUAUUACUUUUUUAGUCUCCACAGUUGCGCCAGUUUCGAUGUUUUCGUCGCGAAUUUUAAAAAAAAUUUUGGGAUUCCUUUUCUGAUUUGUUUAUGUUCAGAUUCCACUUUCGACUUGAAUGAAUUUGACUGAUUCGGUGUAGAAAACGACCCGUCCAGCCACUGAUAACGGGUCGAACUGAUUCAAGUAAGUCGCUUCUGCUUUUUUUCUGCUUAUUUUAUAUUAUACUAGACGUCAGAUUUUUAAUCUCUAUGUAAAACGAGCCAUAGAUCGUAGGAGAAUUGAUGGCAGCAUAAUUUGUAACAUUUGGGAUUACUCAUACCUGUUUUUUGCACUUUUAUAAUAUGACCGCAAAAGGAGUGAUGCCCUUAUUUUUAUUUAUGAGGUUUCAGAUGACCAAAUCCUGCGAUUAGGUAACUAAGUUUGGGUUUCAUGGGUUACAACUCACUGGAAUACGGAUUUAGAAUCAAAAUGGGGGCGUUUCACAGUUAUUUUAUGGGUUAAGCCGAUAUUUUUCGUCUAAAGUAAUAUAAUUUUUGUUUCGAAAACAAGGAUUUACUGUUUUGUUCGCUUGGAGUCUUCUGUAUUUGGAUUCAUAAAGAAAUAAUUUUUGUUUUCAGAGAGCAUGGAGGAGAGAACACUGCCAGUGACCAGGCAGGACCUCACCGUCCAAAGCCGGACCCAUGGUCAUCAUCCCUCGGCCUCGAAUGCCUCGCAGAUCAGCACAUCCAGCUCUUCAAACACAGACGAGUCCGAGGAGAGUUAUUUGGACUCUCUGGAGGAAGGGCGAGCUCCGUUGUUGGGAGAGGAUGACGAUGAAGAAAGAAGGGGUCAUAGGUAUGGAGAUGAGAACGCAAUAAGGUCACAUCGCUUUCCCAAGGAGCGCUUCAAGACUGUCGUAAGUGAAUCGAACUUGUUUUGAUGUUUUUAGUUUAUUCUGAGGUUGAUUUUGAUUAACUUCGUCUAGUACACUGUAAUUUUGAACGUUUUCUUACCUAGAAAGACGUUUUUUGAUAGUUCCGUUGGUUGAAUUGGAUGAAUCACUUGUUUUCACGACUGAUUCAUUCGAUAUCCGAUAUAAACAUCAUCCAUUUCCCCUGUGAAUCACAAGUUAUGUCCAUUUUUUAUCGAAAAAGUUGGAAAAAAGCAUGAAUCAUGAUUUUUAAUAAAAUUACGGUGCAAUUUGUAACGGUAACAUAAUUUCAGCUAGCCUUGUUGCUCCUGUUCGUUGCGGGCUGCUCGAAUGACCUCGUUCUCUCCUACAUCCAUGACUUUGUCCCAGAAACUGACCCUCUUCCGGACGUCGUUUUCGCGCACACUCCCUACAAACCGGGCCUUCUAAAGGUCAGCGAAUAUCUGAUGUUGUCCUCGUUCGCCGGCAUGCUCUUGAUGACUCUGUUGCACAGACAUCGAUGGAUUGUUUUGAGGAGAAUCGCCACAAUCGGGUCGUUGCUGUACUUCGGGCGGUGUGUUACAAUGUUUGUUACUCAGGUCCCAGUCGCCGAUCAGAAUUACUACUGCUCGCCGAAGUUGUCGGUAAGUUGUUAUAAUUGGUUUUGAAAAAAAUGCCGGUGUUUGUGCGGGUUUUCAUUUUUUUGAUUUUUUGCACGGUGCAAGUUAUAAGUUUUUAUAUCGUGCACAGUGCAAAGACAUAAAAAAUCAGGACGGUUCAAUGGCUAAUCCCAUUUGUUUUCCAGGGCGAAAAUCGCACAAUUGGCGCCAUUGUACUUCGUGCCCUCAGGGUAUUAAGUGGAGUUGGGCUUUCAAUCAACGGGAAGCACACUUUGUGUGGAGAUUACAUCUACAGUGGGCAUACUGUAGUUUUUGUGACAUGCUACCUCUUUAUCCGCGAGUGUAAGUCAAGACUUUUGAGUAGUGAUCUGGGUACUAAGGAAGAGUUUUGGACAUCUCAUGGCCAUUUAUAUCGUUUUAGACAGUCCCCGACGAUGGAAACUGCUGCAUUACACAUCGGCGUUGGCUUCAACGGUUGGAGUGAUUUGUGUGGUGAUCUCACGCGGUCAUUACACCGUUGAUGUAAUCCUGGCCUACUGGAUCAGCACCCGGGUCUUCUGGCAAUAUCACACGAUGGCGGCCUUCUCUGUUCUAAGGGACGGUCGGAAUGAAAAUAAUCACUUGAUGAAGGUCAUCUGGUUCCCACUUUUCAAGUUCAUGGAACAAAAUGUACUAAGGCCUCUUCCGAGACAGUAAGUUUUGAGAUUUGAGUCAUUGAGGGGAAUUUGGAUAUUGUGUAUCUGGUGAAGAGAAAGUUGGAUUUCGAAGAUUUUUUCAAUUUUAGCGAUGAUCAAAAGGAAUAGAACUGAACACAAGUUUGGAUGCUUUGGAGUAUUUUUUAGUCAGCUAUUUCGAUUUUUUGCACUGUGCGAAAAUUUUUACUUUUUGCAUAGUGCAAUCUUGCAAAGAAGGAUUGGCAAAAAUGGGUUCUAAUGGUUUUCAAUUUUCAGAUAUGGUCUCCCCGCGCCACUCAAUAAGAUCAAACGUUUCCGUCUCCCCAAACCCAACGACCACUGA
Molecule: messenger RNA, 4779 nt
Organism: Bursaphelenchus xylophilus (pine wood nematode)
Lineage: Eukaryota; Metazoa; Nematoda; Chromadorea; Rhabditida; Aphelenchoididae
Source: the annotation of a GenBank genome assembly